CUACAAUAUAAAUGUGUAAUAACCCAAACACUUCGACCAUUUCAAUCAUGAAUUUAUUAUUGUUAACAAUCGUUAGUGCACACUUAGUGUUUCAAGUUCAGUGUUUUAAUAUAAGGAAGAAAAGAGAAACUACAGUAAAUCUACAUGGACAAGGAGGCAAAGUGAACGGCAUCACUUUGGGGCAAACUGGGGAAGUUUUCAGUUCUCCAAACGGAAAUCACGUCUUGAGUGCCGGAGGAAUAGUCAGUAAACCGUUUGGCCCUGGUUUACCAACUUCAGUUGGAGGAACUGUAAACUACCAGCAUAAUCCUUCUCAAACAUCGGUGGGUGCAGUGGUGUCCAACACUCCUCUCUGGGGCAAAGACGUGGGAAUUCAGGCGACGAAAACUAUUUACGGCGACAGACAAACGAAUUUACAAUUUUAUGGGGGCGUCCAACAGCACAUCGGAAGAGUUAUCGGUACUCAAAAUCCUCAGGCGAAUGUCGGUGUACAAUUCACGCAUUUCUUCGACAAGGAUUACCGAUGCAAACUUUUAAUGCUAGGUUGUACUGGUUAGACAUAAUUAAGCAAUUAAACAAAUUGUUAUAAAUUUGAAGAAACAGUAUUAAAAUUAAUAACAAAAAUAAUAUAGUUUAUUCUCCAGCAGAAUUCUUUUUAAAAUACAUUAUUCAUUU
Aethina tumida (small hive beetle) is the source of this 675-nucleotide messenger RNA. RefSeq lists its product as uncharacterized. The transcript has 3 exons. The record is from RefSeq and is a predicted model, not a curated record. Bases 12 to 557 code for a protein of 181 amino acids. Lineage: Eukaryota; Metazoa; Arthropoda; Insecta; Coleoptera; Nitidulidae.